Cuscuta europaea is the source of this 2265-nucleotide messenger RNA. Lineage: Eukaryota; Viridiplantae; Streptophyta; Magnoliopsida; Solanales; Convolvulaceae. The record is from the annotation of a GenBank genome assembly.
UUGAAUCAAAAACAUCCCACCGGAAAUCUGGUUUCCCGGUUGACAACCCGCGUAGCGUCUGUCAUGACGUCCGGCGUGUUUUUUUUUUUACAUUUUUUUCCUUUUCCCUUUUUUCUCUUUUCUUUUUCUCUUCCCUUCCUCCUUCCCAUUCGCAAAGAUGAGACUUGCAGGAGAAAUUCGAGGUUUGCCUACCGGCCCUACCCCCACCGCCGAGGACUGUGGCUGCCACCGUCCUCGGGAACUGGGACGACAAUCUUCGGGGACCGUGGUCUCCAUCGUUACGUUGUUUGAGUUCCCCAGAUUUUUGGAGUGAGGUGAAGGCGCCGACUAAGUGGAGUGAAGGACGGCACCACAAUAAUGGAGUGAAGUGGAGCGAAGGGCGAAAUCUGAGUGCAGUGUGAAGUCCAGUGGCUGAUUGCGGUGAAUUCUGGUGGCUGAUUGCAGUGAAGUUCGGCUGCAAUGUGCAGCAAAAUUCGACGGUGGAGUGCAGUGUAACUGUUGGAAUAAUCUUAAAUUUUAAUUAUUAAUUUUUUGGUUUAUUUAUUUAAGUUAUGUUUUAAUUAAGAUAUGGUUUGUUUAUCCGUAAAUUUUUAUUUAUUAGUGUCUUGUAUUAGUUGAUUUGGUCUAAUAUUUAAGGAGAUCUUUUAGGAUGUUGAGGAGAUGUGGAGCACGUCCAGGAGGUUAUUCCAUUAUGGUUCCUACUUUGUAGCUCUAGACUUUAAAAUUUCCUUUAAAUACUUUGUAUUCCAAGUUUAUAAAGGCGAAGGAGAAAUGGUUUGCUCUCAAUUGUUCUCUAUUAUGUGUGAGUGUUUCUGCCGUGCUUAUAAUAUGUAAACAACAUUUGGUAUCAGAGCCUAGAUCUAAAGAGCUUGUGAUAUUCAAUGGCAUCAAACAAUUUCUCCAUCUCUAUUCCAGUGUUCAAAGGUGAUAACUAUAUUCAUGGGCCAUCAAAAUGAAAGAAUACAUGAAAGCUCUUAUUUUAUGGGACGUCAUUGAGAGUGACAGUGAGCCUACUCCUCUUCCAGAAAAUCCAACAACAGUCCAAAUCAAGAAACAUGAAGAAGAAAUGGCACGAAAGCCAAAGGCACUUUCAUGUAUUCAUGCAGUGGUGUCCGAAGAGAUUUUCACAACAAUCAUGGGUGGUGAGUGUCCUAAAGAAGCAUGGGAGAAAAUUAAAGAGGAGUUCGAAGGCAACCAACAAACCAAACUCAUGCAAAUUCUCUGCCUCAAAAGGGAGUUUGAGAUGAUGGGGAUGAAAAGUAACGAAGGUGUCAAAGAAUAUGGGAAUAGGUUGAUGUCCACUGUCAAUCAAAUCAAAUUACUUGGGGGAGAUUUUUCAAGUCAAAGGGUUGUGGACAAGCUUUUGGUAACGCUUCCGGAGAGAUAUGAGACUAAGAUCUCUUCACUUGAAGAUACUAAAGAUCUCUCAAAAUUAACCGUCAACAAAUUAAUCAAUUCUCUCCAUGCCGUUGACCAAAGGAGAUCAAUGAGGGAAGAAGAAAAUGGAGGAAAAAAUGAGGGGCUCCUGUUAGCUAAAUCCUCAUUCUCAAAACGCACUGGCAAUAAAUUUAAAUGCAACCAUUUCCAUAAGAUUGGUCAUGAAGAAAAGGAUUGUUGGCACAAAGGAAAGCCACAAUGCUUCAAAUGCAAAAGGUAUGGGCAUCUGGCAAAGAAUUGUAGAUUCCAAAAUGAUGAAGAAGACUUGGCACAUUUGAUCGAGGCAGAACCUCUCCUUUAGAAUUAUUGGUGAUUAUGUGCACCAUGGAGAGACGUGCUCUAAAAUGUUAAUUUUGAUGAGACGUGCAUCAUAAUUUGGUGGUGAUGAGAAGUGCAUCACAGAUGAAGAGAAGUGCUUCGUAAAUUUAAGAUUAUGUGGGUGAUUGUUGGAAUAAUCUUAAAUUUUAAUUAUUAAUUUUUUGAUUUAUUUAUUUAAGUUAUGUUUUAAUUAAGAUAUGGUUUGUUUAUCCGUAAAUUUUUAUUUAUUAGUGUCUUGUAUUAGUUGAUUUGGUCUAAUAUUUAAGAAGAUCUUUUAGGACGUUGAGGAGAUGUGGAGCACGUCCAGGAGGUUAUUCCAUUAUGGUUCCUACUUUGUAGCUCUAGACUUUAAAAUUUCCUUUAAAUACUUUGUAUUCCAAGUUUAUAAAGGCGAAGGAGAAAUGGUUUGCUCUCAAUUGUUCUCUAUUAUGUGUGAGUGUUUCUGCCGUGCUUAUAAUAUGUAAACAACAGUAACAAGAGUCUAUUCAAGUCAGGAGCUCAUGACCAGAA